CUUACUCCCCUCUGCGAUAACCCACUUUGGGAGCUCCAUGGGCAGAGCGAGGCGCUCACACCACCGAUCAGUCGUUCGAUCGAGAAGAAAAAAGAUCAAACCGCUCCCAGAUUUUUAAAAUGGCGCCAAUUCGUAACAACUUCUUCGAACACCCAAAAUGUAAAGGGUCAUUCCUCGUUCCGAUCCACUCUCUCUCUCUCUCUCUCUCUUUCUCUCUCUCUAGUUCGUUCAGUUCAACUCUUUCUCUCUCUAUAUCUCUCUCUGUUUCUGCUUCGUUCUGUACUGUUCGUGAGCCUACAGUCCUUCAGCAAUCAACAGGAUGGCUCUGGUUUUAGUAUUUCUGGCAUUGAUGUCAGCCUCCACUGUGGCGGCACCUCCGCCGGAGCUGGCGAUCGGAAGUGCAGGUCUAAAGAGCUUCAUGAAAAUACAGCUGGUGCCCAAAACCACAAGAAACAAUGAGGCUAUUUCUCGACUCAAUAAGUAUAUUUUUAUUAAGAAAUUAGGCAGUGGCUUUUUUGGAGAAUCAUGGAUGGUUAGGCUCCGUAAUGGUGGAGCAGAUAAUUUUGUGAUGAAGAAAACUAAAGUAAAUUACUCUCUUUUUUUUUUUCAUUGUCUUUGUGCUAUAAUUCACUCAUUUUUUUUUUUUUUUUUGUCUUUCUCUCAGAAACAGGUCAUUGGCUAUUCGAGUUUCAGAUUGAGUGGGCUCCGAGAGAAGUAUUUUGGUGAGCUACUCUUGGAGCCUUCGCAGGAAGGCCGAGAGCGCAUAAUUCGUUUUGUGGAAAGUUUUACUCAUUCCGAUGAGUUAUAUAUAGUGUCUUUAUAUGGGGGAAUGACACUAUAUCAACUCAUGUAUGAGACAGAGACAGGUGAGACGGCCUGGAAGCCCUCAAGUUGGUGGAAAUGGCUGAAGGAAACGGAACCUGGGAGGGAAAUGAUGAAAAAAAUUCUAUUUCAGCUGGUAUCAUUUCAUACACCACUAAUUCCCCUGAUCAAAUUAGCUUUUUCUUUCAUUCUUUUUUUGUUUGAUAGCAUCAAAAUGAGUCAAUCAGCUUGGUGAUUCUGCAUGGCUAGGUGCUCGUAUGUUUUCUUCAAUGAUAACAUUGGUCUGCCAAUUUAGUGGUAGCAGGGCUUCCUCAUUUUUUAGGCUCAUCUUUUCCUAGUUGAGAACCUACUAAAGUAAACCUUUUAUAGCUCUCAUUUGCCAUGUAGUUUGUCAAACUUCCAUGGAUAAUUUAACAGCACUUCUUACUGUAACAUGGUUAUAUCCCACUUAGAUGAGGCAAGGUUAGGAUAUUUUCCUUGCCUUCUGAUGGAGAAUAUUUCAAUGAAGUACCAGUUGUCUUUUGAGCCUAUUUUUUUAUUUUUUAAAAAUUCUAUAUUGCAGAAAAUUAGGAUAAAAAGUUGUUUGGAUGUCAUUAUGUAAAACCACUUUUAAAUUAAAGGGACUUCCAAUUGUAAAUUUCCUUUCAGAUUUCAAUGAAGAAGUUGAUUAAAUAAACAUUGUUUUUCUACAUAAAAAUCUGAAUUUUUUUAUAUUAAAAUAUGGGUGGGAGGGAUGGCUAUAAAAAUGCAAUUUUGUUAUACAAAACAAAAAAUAAUUCUGUUGUAUCAAAGUAGAAAAUUGUCAUAUAUCUUAAUCAAUUACUAUAUAAAUUAUGUAGUUAUGUUAUCUUUUUCAUGACUUUAGCAAGGUUCAUUUAUAUAUUUUGAUUUGUUGAAAUGUCGACAUCAUUGUCAGACGAAUCCUAUGAGAUCUUUGUGGAACCCUCCUUGUAUUUUAUUGAACGAUAGAUUAUGAUAUAUUUUAUGUAUAUGUGUGCUUUCUAAAAGAUUUGGGCUGUAUGGAUGGAAAUUCUCACAUACAGUUUAUUUUCUUAUUUUAUAUAUUAUUAUUAUUUUGGGGGAGGGGGAGACGACAAUCAAGUCUAUCACAAUUGUUUUCUCACCCACUGGAUCGAGUUGGUUGCCCUAACUAGCCUCUCAAUCUGAUGGCUGAGGGCAUAGCGAGUUAGCGACCUCAUGAUUGUUCUUUUUUGCUUCACAAUUUUAGUGUUCCUGAAAUUUAUUUGAC
This is a messenger RNA of Cornus florida, 2071 nucleotides long. RefSeq lists its product as uncharacterized. The transcript has 5 exons. Gene Ontology annotation, molecular function: protein kinase activity; ATP binding. The coding region runs from base 320 to 1057 and encodes 245 amino acids. Gene Ontology annotation, biological process: protein phosphorylation. Lineage: Eukaryota; Viridiplantae; Streptophyta; Magnoliopsida; Cornales; Cornaceae. The record is from RefSeq and is a predicted model, not a curated record.